Rhodotorula toruloides NP11 is the source of this 1215-nucleotide messenger RNA. RefSeq names its product pyruvate dehydrogenase E1 component subunit beta. The transcript has 9 exons. Bases 1 to 1215 code for a protein of 404 amino acids. Gene Ontology annotation, molecular function: pyruvate dehydrogenase (acetyl-transferring) activity. Gene Ontology annotation, biological process: pyruvate decarboxylation to acetyl-CoA. The record is from RefSeq and is a predicted model, not a curated record. NCBI's taxonomy places the organism in Eukaryota, Fungi, Basidiomycota, Microbotryomycetes, Sporidiobolales, Sporidiobolaceae.
AUGCUGUCCCGCUGCAUCCGUCCCGCCCUCACCGCCCAGCGCGCAGCACCCGCAGCUCAGCGCGCCGCGGCCCUCUCGUCGUCGUCCAAGGCGGCCCUCUCGCGCCCCUCGUCGUCGGUGCGCAAGACGGCGCUCGACGCAGCGCGCGCUUCGGCCGUCGCGUCCGCCCAGGGAUCGAAGAGGUUCGCUAGCAGUGCAGAGGGCAGCAGCGAUGGUUCCGUCGAGAUGACCGUCCGUGAGGCGCUCAACUCGGCCAUGGAGGAGGAGAUGACCCGCGACGAGACCGUCUUCAUCCUCGGCGAGGAGGUUGCGCAGUACAACGGUGCCUACAAGGUCACCAAGGGUCUCUUGGACAAGUUCGGCGAGAAGCGCGUUAUCGACACCCCCAUCACCGAGGCUGGAUUUUGUGGUCUCGCUGUCGGCGCGGCCUUUGCUGGUCUCCGCCCCAUUUGCGAGUUCAUGACUUUUAACUUUGCCAUGCAGGCGAUCGACCAGAUCGUCAACUCGGCAGGCAAGACCUACUACAUGUCGGGCGGUAACGUACCCUGCCCCGUCGUCUUCCGUGGCCCGAACGGUGCCGCCGCCGGUGUCGGCGCGCAGCACUCGCAGGACUACGCUGCCUGGUACGGUCAGAUCCCCGGCCUCAAGGUCGUCUCGCCUUGGUCGGCUGAGGACUGCCGUGGUCUCUUGAAGGCCGCCAUCCGCGACCCUAACCCCGUCGUCGUGCUCGAGAACGAGAUCAUGUACGGCCAGACCUUCAAGGUCUCGAAGGAGGCUCAGUCGACCGACUUCCUCCUCCCGAUCGGAAAGGCCAAGAUCGAGCGUUCCGGCAAGGACGUGACCAUCGUCGGUCACUCGCGCAUGGUUGGGUUUGCGCUCGAGGCGGCGGAGAUUUUGGCCAAGGAGGACGGCGUCGAGUGCGAGGUUAUCAACAUGAGGAGUAUCCGUCCUCUCGACAUUGACACCAUCAAGGAGUCGGUCAAGAAGACCAACCGCCUCGUCACCGUCGAGGGAGGAUUCCCCAUGUUCGGCGUCGGAUCGGAGAUUGCGGCCCAGAUCGUCGAGAGCGAGGCGUUCGACGCGCUUGACGCACCUAUCGAGCGGGUGACGGGCGCCGACUUGCCCACGCCUUACGCUGCGUCGCUGGAAAGCCUCGCCUUCCCCGACUCGUCGACCAUCUUGAAGGCCGUCCGUCGCUCGCUGUACCGCGUGUAG